Molecule: messenger RNA, 4251 nt
Organism: Propithecus coquereli (Coquerel's sifaka)
Lineage: Eukaryota; Metazoa; Chordata; Mammalia; Primates; Indriidae
Product: bromodomain and WD repeat-containing protein 1-like
Exons: 20
Coding region: 1-4251 (1416 amino acids)
Biological process (GO): cytoskeleton organization; regulation of cell shape; regulation of transcription by RNA polymerase II
Cellular component (GO): nucleus
Molecular function (GO): protein binding
Source: RefSeq, a predicted model, not a curated record
AUGGGCGAUGAGGUAAUAUAUUUUCGACAGGGUCAUGAAGCUUAUAUUGAGGCCGUCAGAAGAAAUAACAUUUAUGAACUGAACCCUAACAAGGAACCGUGGAGAAAAAUGGAUCUUAGGGAUCAAGAAUUGGUCAAAAUAGUUGGAAUACGAUAUGAGGUUGGGCCCCCUACGCUCUGUUGCCUCAAAUUAGCAUUUAUAGAUCCAGCGACUGGAAAACUUAUGGAUAAAUCUUUCUCUAUCAGAUAUCAUGAUAUGCCAGAUGUUAUUGACUUUCUUGUAUUGCGUCAAUUUUAUGAUGAAGCAAGACAGAGGAAUUGGCAUAUUGGUGACAGAUUCCGCUCUAUUAUUGAUGAUGCUUGGUGGUUUGGAACAGUGUUAAGUCAAGAGCCAUAUCAACCACAGUAUCCUGAUAGUCAUUUCCAGUGUUACAUUGUUAGGUGGGAUAAUACUGAGAUUGAAAAACUUAGCCCAUGGGACAUGGAACCAAUUCCUGAUAAUGUUGAUCCACCUGAAGAAUUAGGGGCUAGUAUUUCUGUCACAUCGGAUGAGCUGGAGAAAUUGCUUUACAAACCCCAAGAUGGUGAGUGGGGUCAGAAAUCAAGAGAUGAAGAAUGUGACCGAAUUAUUAGUGGGAUAGAUCAACUUUUGAAUCUUGAUAUAGCAGCAGCUUUUGCAGGCCCGGUUGAUCUAUGCACAUAUCCAAAGUACUGUACUGUAGUAGCUUAUCCAACUGAUCUUUACACCAUUCGAAUGAGGCUUGUUAAUCGAUUUUACAGGAGGCUGUCUGCAUUAAUUUGGGAAGUCAGAUAUAUAGAACAUAAUGCCAGAACAUUUAAUGAACCUGAGAGUGUAAUUGCAAGAUCAGCUAAAAAGAUAACUGACCAACUUUUAAAAUUUAUCAAGAAUCAACAUUAUACAAAUAUCUCAGAACUGUCUAACACGUCUGAAAAUGAUGAACAAAAUGCUGAGGAUUUGGAUGAUAGCGAUCUUCCUAAAACAUCUUCUGGAAGAAGGAGAGUCCAUGAUUGGAAAAAAAGGAGCAGCAGAGCUACCAACUGUGUUGAAAGCAACUGGAAGAAACAGUGUAAGGAACUAGUGAACUUAAUUUUUCAAUGUGAAGAUUCUGAACCGUUUAGACAACCUGUUGAUUUGGUUGAAUAUCCAGACUACCGAGAUAUUAUAGAUACCCCAAUGGAUUUUGGAACAGUAAGGGAAACUCUAGAUGCGGGAAAUUAUGACAGCCCUUUGGAAUUUUGCAAAGACAUCCGGUUGAUAUUUAGCAAUGCAAAAGCAUAUACACCAAACAAAAGAUCAAAGAUUUAUAGCAUGACCUUGAGAUUGUCUGCCUUAUUUGAAGAAAAAAUGAAGAAAAUCUCUUCUGAUUUUAAAAUUGGUCAAAAAUUCAAUGAAAAACUUCGAAGAAGCCAGAGGUUCAGGCAACGGCAAAAUCGUAAAGGUGUUAGUCAGGCUAACAAAAGUAUCAGAAAUAUGAAGCAGAAGCGGUUAAAAUCUCAGACAAAAGCAAUCUCUGAGUUGGUAGGUUCUCCUACCCAGUCUACUUCAAGUAGGGCGGCUUAUUCUGCAACCCAUAAGACGGGUGCCGGUAUCUCUUCAGGUGUUACUUCUGGUGACUCUUCAGAUUCAGCAGGAUCCUCAGAAAGAAUGAGAAGAAGUAGACCUACAGCUCUAACAAAUGGUUCUACAUUAUCUGAAAGUGAAAUGGAAGAUUCCUUAGCUACCUCUCCAUCAUCUUCAGCUUCAAAUAGUUCAGAGGAAAGCAAAGAGAGUUCAAGAGCUCGUGAAUCCUCCUUACGUAGUGGGCUGUCCAGAAGCAGCAGUCUCAGGGUGACUAGAACUAGAGCUGCUCAAAGAAAAACUGGUCCUGUUUCUUUAGAAAAUGGAUGUGGCAGAAAAGCUACUCGAAAGAGAGUCUACUUAAGUGACUCUGACAACAAUUCAUUGGAGACAGGUGAAAUUUUAAAAGCCAGAGCUGGAAAUAACCGAAAAGUCCUACGGAAGUGUGCUGCUGCAGCUGCCAAUAAGAUAAAGCUGAUGAGCGAUGUAGAAGAGAAUUCUAGCUCUGAAAGUGUCUGCUCUGGUCGGAAACUGCCUCACCGCAAUGCUUCUGCUGUAGCUAAAAAAAAGUUAUUACAUACUUCUGAAGAUGAUCAGAGUUUAAAGUCAGAAAUUGAAGAAGAGGAACUAAAAGAUCAAAAUUCACCAUCGCCAGUGUCCAAUUCUCAUGCUACCCAGAAUAUUGUCAGUGAAUCUGAAAAUGGAGAUUCAGAAUCAGAAAGUGAUUUGCGGGUAGCCCGGAAAAACUGGCAUGCUAAUGGUUAUAAGUCCCAUGCUCCAGCAACUUCUAAAACAAAAUUUCUUAAAAUAGAGUCUUCUGAGGAAGACUCUAAAAGUCACGAUUCAGAUAAUGGAUAUAAAAGAACUGCUGGCCCAUCAACGUCUGGGCAGAAACUUAAGGCAGAGAGCAUCUCAGAGGAAGCGGAUUCUGAACCAGGAAAAUGUGGUGGUGGGAAAUACAAUACAUUUCACAAGAAUGCCAGUUUCUUUAAAAAAGCAAAGAUCUUGAGUGAUUCAGAAGACUCUGAAUCCGAAGAACAAGAUAGAGAAGAUGGUAGAUCUCAUAAAAUGGAAAUGAUCCCAAUUUUAGGAAAUCUGAAGUGUGACCCUAUUGCUGUGUCUCAGUGUUUCUCAGAUCAUGUGUCUGAGACUGAAUUAGAUUCAGAUGAUGGCAAAACAAUAGAAAAACCAAAUAAUUUUAUGAAAGAUUCUACUUCACAAGACAAUGGACAAAGCAGAAAAGUUUCCAGGAAAAGGGUCUGUUCCAGUGACUCAGAGAGCAAUUCAAAGGUGGUAAAGAAAUCAUCAAAAGCUAAAACAGGUCUCCUAAGGAUUACUCGAAGAUGUGCAACUACAGCUGCCAGUAAGAUGAAGCUUACGAGUGAUGUAGAAGAUGUCAGUUUAGAAAACGUGUGCACUAGAAGCAGAAACAGAAGGAAAAAAACCAUUCGUUUUGCUUCUACCUCAGCUAAAAAGAUACUAAGUGAUUGUGAGGGAGAUGUAAACUGUGAAGUGCCAAAUGAACAGCAUGCCUGUGAAGGUAAGGCAGUUGAACCUGACUCAGAAGGUAGUACAAAAAAUAUUAGUCAGUCUUUACAUGGAGACUCAGACUCUGAAGGUCUGUUGAAUUCAGAACACAAGCAAAGGCAUACCAAUAGUCACAAAACAAAUGUACCUUCUAAAACGAAAAAUUCCUCUAUUGGGUCUUCAGAGGAAGAUUCAAAAAGCCAUAUUCCAGGGAAUGAGAUUGGUAGAAAAUUUUCUUCUGAGUCAACUUUGACACAAAAAGCUACUGCAGAGAAUAACUUUGAAGAGGAGCUGAAUUAUGGGCUACGUAGGUGGAAUGGCAGAAGACUCAGGACCUAUGGAAAGGCUCCUUUCAGUAAGACAAAAGUGAUUCAUGAUUCCCACAAAGCAGCAGAAACGGAAAUAAAAAGGAAGAGACUGCAUCCCGAAUUGGAAAAUGUGAAAAUUUCUGAAACAACUGGGAGUUCAAAGUUUGGACCUGAUGCUAGUCCCAAAUUAUCCGAUUUGGGAUCUGUUACUGAAUCAGAUAUUGACUGUACUGAUAAUACAAAAGCCAAAAGGAGAAAAACGAAAGGAAAAGCAAAAGUAGUUAGAAAAGGUAAAACUUUUACAGCUAACAUAUCUAAAACUGUGAGACGUCAAAGACAAAGCAAACGUUCUAGGUUAAGUGUGGAUGAUAAUGACUGGGAGGAUUUGGACUAUGCAAAGUCUAAAAGAGUUCUUCGACGUUCAAAAAUAAAAACAAGAAAUCAGGAAUCUGUUCCUAGAGACAGAGAACCCAAUACAAAAAUGAGAACAUGUAUGCAUAAUGAGAAGGAUGCAGUGCAAAUGCCUAGUGAAACUCUGAAAGCAAAAAUGGUACCUGAGAGAGUUCCCCGCAGAUGUGCUACUGUUGCUGCAAAUAAAAUAAAGAUAAUGAGUAAUCUAAAAGAAACGAUUUCAGGACCAGAAAAUGUCUGGAUUAGGAAGAGUAGCAGAAAACUGCCCCAUCGAAAUGCUUCUGCUGCGGCUAAGAAAAAAUUACUGAAUGUUUAUAAAGAGGAUGAUACAACUGUAAAUUCUGAAAGUGAAAAAGAGCUAGAAGAUAUUAAUACCAAAAAGCUUUUUUUAAGACGGUUCAGAUCCUGGAAAGAAAAAGCACAAUAG